This is a messenger RNA of Acanthaster planci (crown-of-thorns starfish), 2912 nucleotides long. RefSeq lists its product as uncharacterized. The record is from RefSeq and is a predicted model, not a curated record. Gene Ontology annotation, molecular function: protein binding. NCBI's taxonomy places the organism in Eukaryota, Metazoa, Echinodermata, Asteroidea, Valvatida, Acanthasteridae.
CUAUGUUCAGAUCUGAACGGUUGCCUGAUAGAAAGAGAGCAGACCGAUAUCACCAUUCCAAGAUGCAUCUCUGUUUUGCCAUCACCUUAUCGUUUGUCAUUCUUCUACGUAACUCCAUCACGCUCCGAGCUACUGUCACUGGGCCAGCUCCUGCGGACAGCGAUGGUCUUGGGUCUCAGGUAUGUCCAAUGUGCUGCCAGGGAAUUGCCGGGACACCAGGAAUUCCGGGCCUACCAGGAAAUCAGGGUCAGUAUGGACCAGCAGGGGUAAAGGGCAAUACUGGAGUCAAGGGUCAGAAGGGUGAGAUUGGUCCAAUUGGCGCUGUUGGGAGCCCUGGCCGCAAAGGGGACGACGGAAUCGGCCUGCCCGGUAAGGUAGGUCCCAGAGGUCCACCUGGUCUAGUUGGAACCACCGGGGAAGCCGGGGUCAAAGGUCAAAAGGGAGAUCCAGGAGAGACUCCAGAUAAUUCUGCCCGCUUGGUAGCAUUCACUGUGAUGCGGACAAGCGACUCAGAUACCUCCACGAACGCUGAGACCCGUUUGCCCUUCGAGCAGACGAUGACGCUACUUCAGGGUACCGACUUUGAUCUUGCAACGGGUACAUUCACAUGUACUGUGCCGGGCACAUACGUGUUCACGUUCUCCGUAUGCAAGUAUUACAGGAACAGUCUGUACGUUCACCUUAGAAGAAAUAACGAUUGGGUUGUCUCUGGCCGUAGCACUGACUCCGGUUCCAAUGAGCAGGUGUCUGGAAGCGCCGUGCUUGUUCUGAACCGAGGAGACUCAGUGUAUUUGACCAUGGCUGGUAAGGUGUACGGUACCUCAACGUAUCAUUACACCUCAUUUAGCGGCUUUCUCCUUAACGCUAAAUAAACAGCAGCCGCGCAAUAAUGUUCUAAAUUCCGUGUCGUACUUUUUUUUCUGAUAUAGGUUGUGUGUAUUUAUGGUUAUUUGAUUUGUUUGUGAAGUACAGAAAAAUUAUGUCUCCAUAGAUUCUGCCUCCUUUUGUAUUUUGUAGCCGUUUUAAUUCUCCAACAGCACGAAAAAUAAAGAAAAAUCCAGAUUCACUGGUAGCAAAGUGAUAUUUUUGAUGGAGUAUGGGCCUACCUUUCUUGCCAUCUGCAUUUUAAUGUAUAAAAAAUGUUCUCUAAAAGCCCUUUCAAAAAUGUGAAUGACAAAAGUUCAUUUUGGCCAUGCAGCAAGACAUCAAUUUAUACACAAUCAUCGUUGCUGUAGAGAAAAAAAAUAUGAUUAAUCAUCAUUAUUUAAAUCGUGACGCAAAGCAGAUGUUCUCAAGGAGUAUAAACGGCGAUUUUUAUUUAUAGAAAGUGGUCAUUGCUCUGCUCAAAAUUAUUUAACCAAGUUGCGUUUUUUGCCAUCACUAUCAAAAUUAAGAAAUUUCGGAGACACACAAUUAACCUGCAUUCAAUUGAAAUUGCAACCAUUGUGGAUGUUAUCAGAAUAAUGAAUUUGCAUCACACCUUCCUUUUUGAGUAAAUCUUAAAAACUGAAAUUAUUACCUGCGACAGGAAUUUCACGGGGUACCAUGCGGGUAAUGUUGAAAAUAUCUACGUCAUUAUAUGUUAUCCUGAAUUUUAGUGGAUCAAUACUUCUUCACAAUAAAGUUCGCUUUACGCUUAAUUAACAGUUGAUCGUCUUUUUCGGUUAUCGUGUACUCUGCAAUGUGGAAUUACAAGGCUGUAUAGACGUAUCAUUUCAUGAGAGGUCCCCAAAACAUGUUAAGACCCAGGAGGGUGAAAUGACGAUAUGAACGACAAAAAAAAAAAAAAAAAAACAUUGAAAUAAGGCGCUUUUAAUGCACUGUAGCCUGACACCUUCAGUAUAGUAAUUGUUUAUAUUCCCUGUUUGAAAGGAUACAAUGAUGUUUACUACCAGUGGAAACAAUACCUGAUAAAGUAAAGGGCUUCAAAUUGGAUAUAUUCCUGUGGAUUGUUUUCACUUCCCAGGGCAAGUGAAAUCUCAAAGUAUUUUUUUUCAAAUGCAGAGUUGUAGACGUUGGACACAUCCAUGUGUUUAUGGGACGCAUGACUUGACUUGUAACUUCACUUGCACAUCAUGACUUCUUACUAAGCCCAGGUCCAAAAACUACUCAUUUCAAUCCAUUUAAGUUUUGAAUUAGGCAUAUAAAUUAACUUACGCCUUCAGUUCUAAAUAUUAACCAGUGUAAGAUUACCGUUGCCGCACUAUUAUUAUUUUGGUCUGGCCUGUCUGAGGCCACGUGUGAAUCAUUUGGCUGCGGCCUGGGAUCAUGCAGUACUAUUGACUCAUUCUAUGGCCGCAGCAAACCACUAUAAUAGACUUGCGUAGUUUGAGAUCGUAAUCAAGUCAAUUCCUGGAAAACCGCUCAAUGUAAUGCUUUGUCGUACUUGACAAGGACCAUCUCAUGAGCAGAAACGUAGCCCUUUUCAAACUGCUGGCAGUUAUGCAGUCAUGUUAGUAACCUGACUGGAUAAUAACAGUGGUUGGUCUUUUGGCAUCACUUAGCAGUUGUUAAAACCUUUCUGUGUACCAAGUCUUAAACUGAAGCAAGAACAGAUUUACCUAUUACGGCUGCAUAAAUAAUGCAAGAGCUUGUAACCUUUGUUUAUUCAGCAAAGUCUUUUCGCGCCUAAGCAGAUUUUUCGCUUAAGCAGCUCUAUGAAAUUGGCACCAAAUGUAGUUCCAAACUACCUCGCGAAUCCAUGUUGACCAGACCGUGUUUAGCUUAUGUAUCAAAAUCGUCAUUUAUGACGUCAUCGUGAGGUCAUUUCCUAACAUCCCAUAAGUUAACUUUGGCUAUUCAGUGUAUUGCACAUGGAAUUUAAACCAACAUGUUUUGUUGUGAUCAGAAUUAAAUAAUGUUAGAAAUGAGAUUUUGUUAAUUAAAUAAAAACAUAUAAGAGACGAAACUUU